GAAAAAUCUGAUUUCUGAAAAUUACUGAAAAAGCUGCCCUUAGAAGCUGUUUCUUGCAUUCUUGUGGAAUAGCUGGGAUUUAUACUAUAAGGCCUGUGAUGGGACAAGCUGUCGCCUGCGAUCACCCAGAGUGAUUGUCACCAUGGCCAGCAAGAGGAAAUCUACCAUCCCGUGCAUGAUCCCAAUGAAGACUGUGGUGCUACAGAAUGCCAGUGUGGAGGCCCAACCUGCUGAGGCCUUGCCUGAAGGACCCCAGCAGGAUAUGCCCUCAGAAGCACUUACCACCACUACUGAGGCAGCCCAAAACUCCAGUAGCACUGAUGGCUCUGCACUGGCCAAUGGACAUCGGAACACUUUGGAUGGCUAUUUAUAUUCCUGUAAAGACUGUGAUUUCAGAUCCCAGGAUAUGACCCAAUUUGUGGGACAUAUGAACUCAGAGCACACAGACUUUAAUAAAGACCCAACUUUUAUAUGCACUGGGUGCAGUUUCCUGGCCAAAAACCCUGAAGGCCUUUCCAUGCACAAUGCUAAGUGUCACUUGGGGGAAGCCAGCUUUGUUUGGAAUGUAAUCAAGGCAGACAAUCAUGUAAUGGUGGAGCAGAGUGUACCUGAGAGCACCAGCACUCCUGACGUAGCAGUUGAGCCCAACACUGAAGGAACUGAUGGGCAGGCUGAAAUCAUCAUUACUAAGACCCCAAUCAUGAAGAUAAUGAAAGGCAAAGCUGAAGCCAAAAAAAUUCAUAUGCUCAAGGAGAAUGUCUCUAGUCAGCCUGUGGGUGAGACCUUGCCAAAGCCAUCUGGUGGAGAGAUAGAAGUGAAAGAGGGAGACCAUACCUUUGUCAAUGGGGCAGCUCCUGUCAGCCAGGCAUCUGCCAGCUCUGCAAAGCACCCCCAUGCUGCCAACGGGCCCCUGAUAGGAUCGGUGCCAGUUUUGCCAGCUGGUAUAGCACAGUUCCUCUCCCUCCAGCAGCAGCCUCCAGUGCAUGCCCAGCACCAUGCACACCAGCCCCUCCCUACAUCCAAGUCCCUUCCCAAAGUGAUGAUCCCCUUGAGCAGCAUCCCAACAUACAAUGCAGCCAUGGAUUCCAACAGCUUCCUGAAGAACUCCUUCCACAAGUUCCCUUACCCAACCAAAGCUGAGCUCUGCUACCUAACUGUGGUGACCAAGUAUCCAGAAGAACAGCUUAAAAUCUGGUUUACAGCCCAGAGGCUGAAACAGGGUAUCAGCUGGUCCCCUGAGGAGAUCGAGGAUGCCCGGAAAAAGAUGUUCAAUACAGUCAUCCAAUCUGUUCCUCAGCCUACGAUCACAGUUCUAAACACUCCUCUGGUUGCCAGUGCUGGCAAUGUCCAGCAUCUCAUUCAGGCCGCUCUCCCAGGCCAUGUUGUGGGACAGCCAGAGGGCACAUCAGGGGGACUCCUGGUCACUCAACCACUGAUGGCCAAUGGGUUGCAAGCACCAAACUCGUCUCUGCCCUUGGCAGUUACAUCUAUCCCUAAGCAGCCGUCUGUGACACCUGUUAAUACUGUGUGUUCAAAUACAACAUCAGCUGUGAAGGUGGUCAAUGCAGCCCAGUCACUUCUCACUGCAUGUCCCAGCAUAACUUCCCAAGCCUUUCUUGAUGCUAACAUCUACAAAAAUAAGAAGUCUCAUGAGCAGCUGUCAGCUCUGAAAGGGAGCUUCUGUCGGAACCAGUUUCCAGGGCAGAAUGAAGUUGAGCAUCUGACCAAAGUAACUGGGCUCAGUACCAGAGAGGUUCGGAAAUGGUUCAGUGAUCGGAGAUACCAUUGCCGGAACCUGAAGGGCUCCAGAACCAUGAUGCCGGGAGAGCCUGGCUCUAUCCUCAUUGACUCUUUACCAGAAGUCCCCCUUUCCCCAUCAUCCAAGACCCCUGAAGUAGCCUGCAUCCCGACAGUGGCCUCACUGGCAAGCCACCCUGCUGCCAAACGGCAAUCCUGGCACCAGACUCCUGACUUUACACCAACCAAAUACAAAGAAAGAGCCCCUGAGCAGCUCCGUGCCCUGGAGAACAGCUUUGCACAAAACCCGCUUCCUCUUGAUGAGGAACUAGACCGUCUGAGAAGUGAAACCAAGAUGACGCGGAGAGAAAUUGAUAGCUGGUUUUCAGAAAGACGGAAAAAAGUGAAUGCCGAGGAGACCAAGAAAGCUGAUGAGAAUGGCUCUCAGGAGGAAGAGGAGGCUGCUGAAGAUGAGGGUGGAGAAGGAGAAUUGGCCAGUGAGCUGAGGGUCACUGGUGAAAAUGGCUCCCCAGAAAUGCCUAUCAACCAGACUUCAGCAGAGCGCAAAGUCAGCCCCAUCAAAAUUAACCUCAAGAACCUGCGGGUCAGUGAAGCCAGUGGCAAGACUGACCUUCCAGGGCUGGGUGCCUGUGAGCCUGAGGAUGAUGGUUUGAACAAGCUGGCAGAGCAACCCCUAGGCAAAAUGAGCUACAAAAAGACAGCCCAGCAGCGGCACUUGCUGCGGCAGCUCUUCGUCCAGACACAGUGGCCAAGCAACCAGGACUAUGACUCUAUCAUGGCCCAGACAGGUCUGCCACGGCCAGAGGUGGUGCGCUGGUUUGGGGACAGCAGAUAUGCCCUAAAGAAUGGCCAACUCAAGUGGUAUGAAGACUACAAGCAUGGCAACUUCCCACCAGGGCUGCUGGCCAUUGCCCCUGGCAACCGGGAACUGUUGCAAGACUAUUACAUGACACACAAGAUGCUGUAUGAGGAGGACCUGCAGAACCUCUGUGAGAAGACCCAGAUGAGCUCCCAGCAGGUCAAGCAAUGGUUUGCUGAGAAAAUGGGUGAGGAAACACGCGCUGUGGCAGACACAGGCGGUGAGGACCAGCACCCUGGUGCUGGAGAGCUUGUGGCAAUUCACAAAGGCCUGGGUGACACCUAUUCAGAAGUGUCCGAAAAUAGUGAGUUGUGUGAACCCAGUGUUCCUGAGGCCAGCUCAGAGCCCUUUGAAACAUCGAAUUCCCAGACUGGACUUGAACUAGAAACAGAGUGAAUUUGAUCCAACUGCUAUGAAGGACCGACCAGUCUGGGAUGCUGCCUGCCAUGUGGAAGAGCCAAAUCCACCUCUCUACUGCCACAUGUUGUUUCCGUGGCCAGUGCUGGGCACCCAGAAGAGCCUCCAGAAGUCUCACUGAGAGCCUGGAGCCCAAUGCUGCCAUCUUCAUCCUGGGCCUGCCACCACCAAGCAAGUGGCAAGCAGGGGUCAUCAUCAGUCCUUCCCCCACAGUGUAGGACUUUUCCUUUGCCUACUAAGGAUAAAAAUAGUCCAGAUUUCAUAUUUGUAGACACAGGAUCAAGUUUUUAACAUACAUAUCUGCCUAUAUACAUUUAAUAAAACAGGUUACAAACACUUUCACUAUAUAAAAACUUUGGUUAGCAAAGGAGUAUACUGUUCACAUCAUCUCUGAAAAUGCUGCGUGUCUGUUCUCUGGAGAGUGCUGGGCCAUGAGUUCCCUCACCUUCCACAGGCAGGCAGGUGUUAAAGGCACACUUAGGACUGUGUCCAGGCCCCUGGACCUCCACCUCAUCUUCCUGCAAGCAGCAGUAUUUUGAAGAGAACUCUGCCUCCUUAAGCAGUAACCAGCCACGUUUCAUGCCCAGCUUGCCUUGCCUCGUGGGCUGAUCAGUUCAGAAAAUGGCCCAGCUGAGAUUAGUGUUGGACGCUCACCACUCUUCAGUUGUUACUGUAAUUCUGGGGGUUACUGUAAUUUCAUGGGAGUCUGAAUCAUGGACCAUAACUUUUUGGUUUUUAGAUUAAGGAAACAUUUGUUGUUAAGCCUAAUAUACUGACCUGUGUACCCACUUUACUUUCCCCCUUUAAUCCAGAGACUUAGAGUGAGAGGAAAUGGAAAAGGCAGAGAGGUGGGGCAGAAGUGGAAGGUAUACCCACAUCCUCUAGCCCUGGACACAGCUCGGAGACCUUUCUCCCCAUGCACAGCAAAGCCUCCUGCUGGUUGGGAGGGGAGAACACUGGCUCAGCAGUGAGUGAGGGCUGAAGGGAUUCAGGGACUGUUUACAAUUAUCAGAGCUGGUAAUUUUGAGCACAAAGACCUGCAAGUAGGUAGUUCCUGGCAGAAUAUCCAGGUUGACCCAGCUGCACACCAGGGCCUGGCCAGUUGCUGGGUGUAUGCCUCAGCGUUGCUCGACAUCACUGGUCCUUGUGAGGAUGUUUUAAAAUUCUGUACUUAUAUUGUUAAACUGGGAAUCAAGAACUCUUUUAUGUCAUGUCUUUCUUUGAAUUGAGAAAAACUAUAGGAAAAGGUGCCUUUGAAAUGACAGAAAAUGUGCUUGUAGUUGUACUAAAUGUAAUGCCCCUAUUUCCCCAGCACUGGCCACUCUGAGAGCAGUUGGGGUGGGGUGGGGCUCGCUAAGGACCUCCUUACCUUUGCAUCACCGCUUAGAAACAUCUUGCUUCCCAAAGCACCAGGCACAGGUACUAGGACCUCAUGGGCUCACUCCCAGACCUGGGAGAGAGUGGAGCACCAGAAGGCCCAGAGUAGGACAAGGGCUUUGGGCAAGAAAGCUGGUAUGUUCUAGGCCUUCCUCCUUCCCCUACCAGAGAACUGGAAUAGCCAAGGCACCCUGCUGACUUGGCUUCAAGGACAAGCAUGGUGGCUGCACCUUUUGUUUUCCAGGAGAGGGCUUUCUCUGAAGAGCAAAGCCUUUGAACCAUUGUUCUUCUAAAGUCUCUUUUCUUGCCCUCCAUGUCCCAAUAGGGGCCACUUCUUAUUUGUCUCAAAUUGGAGACUUGUGAGUACUUGGCAAGUUUUGCAGCUUAUUUUUGUAUUCUUUGCAUUUGGGAAUUGAGUCUAUUUGGUUCUAAAAGCCUUUGAGGAGUUGCUAAGAAUGAAGAGUGAGUGCCUUCCUUCAGAGAACAGAUACCUGGAAUUUUUCCUUUAGUGUUUAUGUAUGUGCAGUUUAAUUUAUAUUAUCUAUCUACUUAUAUAUACAGUAAAGAUACUCAUUUGAUAAUUUGCUUGUAAAAUGUACACGUGAUGUGUAUGUACCCUUGAGGAACUUCCUGGCAUGUGGGUUUUGGGGGAAGUGGCCUGUGUGACAGGGAAUGCUGGUGCCUUGGCCAACUGCUGUGGGGGCCUAGCACAAAGCCAAGAGUCUGAGAAGCUGGCCAGUACAUCGCCCCGAGAUUCUUGCUAGUGUCACCUCCAGAGCUCUAUAUGCAGUGUCCAAAUGGUAGGGUCUAUUGAGAGGGUCCUCUUGGUUAUGUAUUGAACUUUAAUCUACAACCCAGAGCAAAGCAGAAAAAAUAAGUCACAUGGUGACAAGUUCAUACAUGACAGAGAGUGCCCCGGCCUCGGGUACCAGGUUAUGUUUUAGAUGGAAGUUACAAUGACAUGAGUCCCAGCAUGUUUUUCACAGAUGUCACCACCACAAAUGGCAAGAUGGCCCAGAUAAGUCUAGCAGACUGGACAGACUCUGCUUCCUCUUGCGCUCUUAGAUGGAAGUGAGAAAGCGUGGUUUGAACUGGGAAGAAUAAGAAAAUCAAAGGUGACACUGAAGGAGGCCAUCACUGAGUAGGGACUCAGGGCUUCGAGUGCAAGCCCUGAAUGCAGUGUGCCCGGUGUCAGAAGCACACUGACAGUGGCAGUAGGGGCUAUGAGAUGCCAGCAGCCAGGUCUGUGGCUCAUCUUAGGAUGCACUGCUAAAGGGUUAAAUAUAGGUGCUGUCAAGAAAAAGCCUGUAUCAAUAAGGUGACGAGUAUUUUCCCUUUUUUCUGUAUGCCCUUGGACGGACUUAAUGUUUCUUGUUGCCUAUUGUACCUGUUUUGUUUUUUUACAUGAGAUUAUAUAUCCAAUUCUAACAGGUGAAGCCAGAUUACUUUUUUUUUUGAGACAAGGUCUUGCUAUGUAGUUCAGACUGGCCUUGACCUUAUGGUGAUCUUCCUGCCUCAGCCAGAUGACAUUCUGAUAAAGAAAAUUUGAAUUGGUGAUACAUAAACUUUGCAUGUUUUGGUUGUUUUCAUUUUUGACUGUAGAGAACCUUUUCUAUUUUGGGAGGAGGAAAAUCAUUUUCAAGGCUUGGGUUCCUGAAAAAGAAUGCCCUAGCUUGAUAGCUCACCAGCACCUUGAGAUUUAGUAGGCUUUGAGCUUUCUCGACAGUGACAGGCAGCUGUUUAGGUGGACCAAAGCCCCACGCCUUGCUCUCUGGGAGGAAGGAGAGUUGGGCAGAGGUGCUGGGUUGUUCCUUUUGGGCUUCCACCUGCUCCGUACCUUACUCCCACAGGGGAGCUCCAGUGUGCUCUCCAGGCUGCAAUGUGGUUCCUGGGGGCUUUAUCCUUUAUCUUGCUCAGUCCUGUGCUUCUUCCCCUUGUUUCUAGGACAUCUGUCCCAAAGCUGCCUUCCAUGGAGAAUGGGAGGCAGCCUUUCUGGCUGGGUGCUGAUGUUUCUGUGCACAUCCUCUCCCUCUGCUGCCUACUUACAUACUGUUCCUGUGUUGGACCCUGCUACUUUUGUCUUCCUAGUCUGUGUGGACUAAAAUCCUCAGGUUGAAGCAGCUCUUGUCAGUUCAAACAUCACA
Messenger RNA from Fukomys damarensis (Damara mole-rat), 6555 nucleotides. It is a transcript of the gene Zhx3, whose product is annotated as zinc fingers and homeoboxes 3. Bases 143 to 3013 code for a protein of 956 amino acids. The transcript has 2 exons. Gene Ontology annotation, biological process: regulation of transcription by RNA polymerase II. Gene Ontology annotation, molecular function: DNA-binding transcription factor activity, RNA polymerase II-specific; DNA binding. The record is from RefSeq and is a predicted model, not a curated record. Lineage: Eukaryota; Metazoa; Chordata; Mammalia; Rodentia; Bathyergidae. Gene Ontology annotation, cellular component: nucleus.